Messenger RNA from Toxorhynchites rutilus septentrionalis, 3020 nucleotides. It is a transcript of the gene TER94, whose product is annotated as transitional endoplasmic reticulum ATPase TER94. Gene Ontology annotation, biological process: mitotic spindle disassembly; retrograde protein transport, ER to cytosol; autophagosome maturation. NCBI's taxonomy places the organism in Eukaryota, Metazoa, Arthropoda, Insecta, Diptera, Culicidae. The record is from RefSeq and is a predicted model, not a curated record. The transcript is spliced from 6 exons. Bases 144 to 2555 code for a protein of 803 amino acids. Gene Ontology annotation, molecular function: polyubiquitin modification-dependent protein binding; ATP binding; ATP hydrolysis activity. Gene Ontology annotation, cellular component: cytosol; nucleus; VCP-NPL4-UFD1 AAA ATPase complex.
UCUUGCAAGUCGAAUAGUCAUUCUCUGCGUUUUUUGAAAGCAAAAGUGGAUGCUCGAUUAGUUGGCUUUGUGUCUUGUGAAGGUAUAAAUCAUUGAAUUUUUGUUUCGAUCCCAAUCGAAGUGGUGAAUUAGAUCCGGAGAUUAUGGCUGAGGGAAAGAAUGAGGAUUUAGCGACCGCAAUUUUGAAGCGCAAGGAUCGUCCGAACCGCCUGAUUGUGGAUGAAGCCGUUAACGAUGACAACUCGGUCAUUUCUCUGUCUCAGGCCAAAAUGGACGAGUUGCAGCUGUUCCGCGGAGACACCGUGCUGCUGAAGGGCAAGCGCCGCAAGGAGACUGUCUGCAUCGUACUGUCGGACGAAAAUUGUCCCGAUGAGAAAAUCCGUAUGAAUCGUGUGGUGCGCAAUAAUCUGCGCGUCCGUCUGGGAGAUGUGGUAUCCAUCCAAUCAUGCCCGGAUGUUAAGUAUGGCAAGCGAGUGCACAUUCUACCGAUAGACGACACCGUUGAAGGUCUCACGGGCAAUCUGUUCGACGUCUAUCUAAAACCAUACUUCCUGGAGGCGUACCGUCCGAUCCACAAAGACGAUACCUUUAUCGUUCGCGGUGGUAUGCGAGCCGUUGAGUUCAAAGUGGUCGGAGCGGAUCCCACACCGUACUGCAUCGUUGCACCGGAAACGGUUAUCCACUGCGACGGUGAUCCGAUCAAGCGCGAAGAAGAGGAGGAAGCAUUGAAUGCCGUUGGGUAUGACGAUAUUGGUGGAUGCCGUAAGCAGCUGGCUCAGAUUAAGGAAAUGGUUGAGCUUCCAUUGAGACAUCCAUCGCUGUUCAAAGCGAUCGGUGUAAAGCCACCCAGAGGUAUUCUUAUGUACGGUCCACCGGGAACGGGUAAGACGCUGAUUGCACGUGCAGUGGCUAACGAAACGGGAGCGUUUUUCUUUUUGAUCAAUGGUCCCGAAAUUAUGUCAAAGUUGGCAGGCGAAUCGGAGUCGAAUCUACGUAAAGCGUUCGAGGAAGCGGAAAAGAACUCUCCGGCUAUCAUAUUCAUCGAUGAAAUCGACGCAAUCGCACCCAAGCGUGAGAAGACCCACGGUGAAGUCGAGCGUCGUAUUGUCUCCCAACUGCUGACACUCAUGGAUGGCAUGAAGAAAAGCUCUCAUGUUAUUGUGAUGGCUGCAACCAACCGGCCCAAUUCGAUCGAUCCAGCAUUGCGUCGUUUCGGGCGUUUUGAUCGUGAAAUCGAUAUCGGUAUUCCGGACGCUACUGGACGUUUGGAAGUUUUGCGAAUCCAUACCAAGAAUAUGAAACUGGCUGACGAUGUCGAUUUGGAACAAAUUGCAGCUGAAUCCCAUGGCCACGUAGGUGCGGAUUUGGCGUCGCUCUGCUCGGAAGCUGCCCUGCAGCAAAUCCGUGAAAAGAUGGACUUGAUUGAUUUGGAGGAUGAUCAAAUAGAUGCUGAGGUUUUGAACUCGCUGGCCGUUUCUAUGGAGAACUUCCGUUACGCUAUGACCAAAUCCAGUCCAUCCGCUCUGCGCGAGACCGUUGUGGAGGUGCCGAACACCACCUGGACCGACAUUGGUGGCUUGGAGAACGUCAAACGAGAGUUGCAAGAAUUGGUUCAGUAUCCAGUGGAGCAUCCGGAUAAAUUCUUGAAGUUCGGUAUGCAACCAUCACGCGGUGUUCUCUUCUAUGGUCCACCUGGAUGUGGUAAAACGCUGCUGGCCAAGGCUAUUGCUAACGAGUGUCAGGCCAACUUUAUCUCGGUGAAGGGUCCCGAGCUGCUAACAAUGUGGUUCGGUGAAUCGGAAGCCAAUGUUCGUGAUAUUUUCGAUAAGGCUCGUUCGGCUUCUCCGUGCGUGUUGUUCUUUGACGAACUGGACAGUAUCGCCAAGUCUCGUGGUGGUAACGUGGGAGAUGCAGGUGGCGCUGCUGAUCGUGUGAUCAAUCAAAUUUUGACCGAAAUGGAUGGUAUGGGUGCGAAAAAGAAUGUUUUCAUCAUCGGUGCCACCAAUCGUCCGGAUAUUAUUGAUCCGGCAAUUUUGCGUCCAGGUCGUCUCGAUCAGCUAAUUUACAUUCCUCUGCCCGACGAUAAGUCCAGAGAAGCCAUCCUGAAGGCUAACCUCCGCAAGAGCCCGGUGGCUACUGAUGUCGACUUGACAUACGUCGCUAAGGUGACUCAGGGCUUCUCGGGUGCUGAUUUGACGGAAAUUUGUCAGCGUGCUUGCAAGCUCGCCAUUCGUCAAUCGAUCGAAGCUGAAAUUCGUCGAGAACGUGACCGUACCGAGAAUCAGAGCUCAGUUAUGGACAUGGAUGAGGAUGAUCCAGUGCCGGAAAUUACCCGUGCCCACUUCGAGGAGGCGAUGAAAUUCGCCCGUCGUUCCGUGUCCGAUAACGACAUCCGGAAAUAUGAGAUGUUCGCGCAGACGUUACAACAAUCGCGUGGAUUCGGAAGCAACUUCAGGUUCCCCGGGGGUCAGGGUGGCUCCAACUCGCAGGCACAGGGAUCGAACCAACCGACGAGCAAUCCCGGAGACAACGGAGACGAUGAUCUCUACAGUUAGAUUACUGCUAGUUCGAUUUACCAAACGAUGUUCUAUUGAUAAUUUUGAGAGUACGAGGAUGUCCAUUCGUAAUACGCCCAUUCCCUCAUUGCGACAUUAACGGCGAGAUCCCAUACACAUAAAUAGAAGAAAAGAUCCUUUAUCAGUUCAAUCUCUAGCUUGGAGUCAUUUUUAUAUCAUCAUCGUUCAGGAAGUAUGACACAAGCAGCAGAGGAAAACUGAGAACUGUAUCCGUUAAAUUAAACUCUAUGAUUCUUCCGAACACUAAACAUAUUUGAAACAUGAAACUGGGAACUUCGUCUUUAUCAAAAGAUUGUAAACAUUUUUCAAAUUACAAUAAUGGUAUGAGUACAGAACAGAACGUCUUUUCUCAGUAGAGUGAUACGUUUCUAACACUAUCCAGUGGUUAUUAUACAAUCACUGGUUCCUUGUUUUAUCGACGUAAUAAAGCGGACAAACUCUCAA